AACAUGUCAACAAAAUGGCGGAUUAGUGAAUAAAAAUAUGACAUGCAGAUCAAUUAAUGUUGUAUUUUUGGGGGGAAUUUCCAUCGACCUUUAAGCAAAAUGGCGAUAUACAUGCCUCCUCUGUGUAGAAGAAAGAAGGUUCUUGACAGAUACAACCCAGACAGUUUUAGAGUAAUCAGUCAGUUUGCAGAGGAAGGCCACACAAAACAUGAGGAAGAAGGAAAUUACCCGUCAGAAUGGAGAAAAAAAUGGCUUGAAAAUCAAGGACUUGCUCUACCAAAUAUUUACAACAGAAGAACAGAGGUUUUUCCUCACACAGUUCCUGAUUUUAGGGCAAACAGGCCUCACCCUGGGUCUUGUGGGUUUUUGCGUCAUAAUGUCAGACUUUUGAAUGAGCCAAUAUGCAGUGUGUACACUGAAAUUUCCAGUGACGAUAACCAACACUGGUGGCCCUCAAGAGUAUCAAACGAGCCUCUCUGUGUUCCGCCACGCACCCAUGACACCAUAUACAGGGCUGAUUUCUUGGAGACCACCCAGGAUAGAAAAGAUUUUGGAUCAUCACGACACACUGCCAAUCCAAAUAAGGAACCUGCUUUAGGAACAGUUCCUGUAAAUUUCUUGCGUCCUAAAGAUGGUAACCAGAGACUAUUCAAGGAGAAAAUAUCGUAUGAACACCAGUACAACAGCAGAAUAGAUCUGAACUACCCGAUCAGGGGAAAGCGGCAAGGCUCUUUCGUGUGGGACCCCAUGUCUGCUGAGGCCUCAAAUAAGUUCAUCAAUCACUACAAGGUGAUCACAGCAGAGGAAGGCAUCCGCCAACAGGAGAUUAGAGAGGCUGAGAAGAUGGCUGAUGAGGUUACCAAACUGCUGGAAAAAUCCAAAGUCAAUGAAAUUUCAACAGUUGCUGAAACAGCCUGUAUUCAAAAAGUUCCAGAACCAACCACAACACUCUCAAGUGAACCUGCGGUCUGUAAGCCAGAAAAUCAUGCACCGGAGGAAAAAAAAGGAUCGCCUGUUCAUUCAGCCAAAAUCACACAAGCCAAUUCUGAACAAGUUUCUCCAAAACAUCCAUCAUCUGGAAAGAAACCAACCUCUAAGCCUAACUCCCCGAAAAAAGUGGCAUCAAGGAAGAAUUCUGCAUCUGUUCAGUUUCAGGGUAAUUGUGAUCAACCAAUUGAAGCACCUGUUGGCACAAAGAAUAGCAGUGAUGAACCAGAGAACCCCGAAGAGUAACUUACUUUUUAAGUCAUAAUCAAUAUCUAACAUGGUCAUUAAUUUUGAAUAUCUGGUGCUCUGAUGCAUUUAUAAAUUAAACAAAUUGAUGUGAAGAGAAAAUACAUAUGUUCCACAUUUUUGAUGAAAUCUUAAUAUAUUUACAGGAGCCUGUCUCUUUAUUAUUUGUUAAUAACAAUCUAUGGACAUUUUUACAAUGAGAACAUUAGCUUUACAUAUUGCUUUGUGCCUUACAUUUUCCUACUUUAUGAUAAAUUAUUUGUUGUA
Messenger RNA from Dreissena polymorpha, 1500 nucleotides. RefSeq lists its product as uncharacterized. The transcript is spliced from 4 exons. The record is from RefSeq and is a predicted model, not a curated record. Lineage: Eukaryota; Metazoa; Mollusca; Bivalvia; Myida; Dreissenidae. The coding region runs from base 100 to 1233 and encodes 377 amino acids.